AUGGGCGGGGAAGUGAAAGUGAAGAGCUACUGCGACGCCUGCAGGGGCUCGCCGGGGCUGCUCUUCUGCCGGGUCCACGCCGCCUUCCUCUGCGCCGCCUGCGACGGCCACCUCCACGGGGGCGCCGCCCGCCACGAGCGGGUGUGGGUGUGCGAGAUCUGCGAGCGGGCCCCCGCCGUCGUCACCUGUAAGGCAGACGCGGCGGCGCUCUGCGCCGCCUGCGACUCCGACGUCCACUCCGCCAGCACCCUCUCCCGCCGCCACCAGCGCUUCCCCGUGACCCCCUUCUCCGAGCCCCUCCCUGGAGACUGGUCCUCGCACGGCACCGCCUCCAAGAAUAGCUACAACCAUUCCCAGGAGAUGCUGAGGACUACGCCGGAGCUGAAAGCGGCAGACAGCUACUACUACUACCACCACGUCUCGGAAGGGGAUCCUUACUUCGCCUUGGAGGAGGCCCCCGCAGUGGACGGCGUUGUCCCCGUUCAGAGCGACGGGAGGAAAGUCGUCGCGGCGGCGCAGCCCCUCGUCUUCGCGGCCGACGAUGGCUUCAUAGAUAUGGAUUCCGGCGGACCGAAACCGUUGUACGGCGGUGAUGCAGCAACACCAUCUGCAGAGGAAAUCGAGGCGGUGGAGACGUCGGAGGACGGUGGCGGGUGGGCGGCGCCGUUGGUCGCCGGGGCGGUGGACCGGGAGGCGCGGGUGAUGAGGUACCGGGAGAAGAGGAGGAACCGGAGGUUCGAGAAGAUCAUCCGCUACGCCUCCCGGAAGGCGUACGCUGAGUCGCGGCACCGAGUCAAGGGCCGUUUUGUGAAAGAUGGUAUAUGA
This is a messenger RNA of Spirodela intermedia, 825 nucleotides long. The record is from the annotation of a GenBank genome assembly. NCBI's taxonomy places the organism in Eukaryota, Viridiplantae, Streptophyta, Magnoliopsida, Alismatales, Araceae.